Molecule: messenger RNA, 2168 nt
Organism: Myodes glareolus (Bank vole)
Lineage: Eukaryota; Metazoa; Chordata; Mammalia; Rodentia; Cricetidae
Gene: Lyzl4
Product: lysozyme like 4
Biological process (GO): fusion of sperm to egg plasma membrane involved in single fertilization
Cellular component (GO): acrosomal vesicle; sperm flagellum
Molecular function (GO): lysozyme activity
Source: RefSeq, a predicted model, not a curated record
AGAGGUCCUAAGUUCAAUCCCAGCACCCACAAGGAGACUCACAACCAUCUGCAGCUGUAGAUGGGAUCAGAUGCCCUCUUCUGGUGUGCAGAUGGAUGCACAUGCGGACAGAGCAUCAAUAUAUAUAAAAUAAUAAAUCUUACAUUUAAAAAAAGUAUUUUGCCAGAGGAACAGAUGGAGAAUAAAUUUGAAGCAUCUUGACAGCUCAGAAGGGAGGGUUAGGAGAUGUGGAUUUUCCUGUCUUUAAGACACUGCUCCACUUUAAAGCAAGAGAAACUCCAAGGGAGACACAGUGUAAUAUAUAGUUAGUACACUCACUCGCACAUACAUGUGCACACACAUACACACAUGUACGCACACACGUGCAUGCGCACAUGCACACUCAUACAGCACUGUGGUUGGUAAUGCCUGAAAAGAGACAAAUGCUGAGAGCGGCUGAUGUAGCAGAAGCACUUGUGGUUGCUCUGUCUCCACCGUCUCAUUUUAAAUCAAUUGUGCAAUUACCAGUCUUAGCCGAGCCAGCCAGAACCACUUCCAUGUUUCCAAGAGACCAACUUGCCCUCUCUCAUCUUAAGGUCGUUUAUCUUUUGAAACCUAAGGAUAGCUUGAGCACUUUUUCAUGUUUCAGGUUAGGUUGCCUAGGUCCCAAGAGACAGCCUCCUUCAUCCUGGGCCUUGUGAGUGACAUGUUCCACCUAUGGGAAUGUUGUGGUUGGCAGAGUACUGACCUGGAAAAUGUGUCCCUGUCAUAAACCCUGGGAUAUCAAAAUGUGUUACUAGAAAAAGGGAUUUCAGAUAUGAUUAAGGCCAAGGGCCUCAAGAUGAGGGGACAUCCCUGGAGUCUGAAUAGACCAGUCUAGUGGCAUAAGUCCUCAGAACAGUGGAAGAGAAGGCAGGAGAUGACCUGAGGGCUGAAGAUAGCAUCACAUCGUGGUGGGAGGGGAUAUGGACUCACCCUUGACGGCCUUGAUGACCAAACAGAGUGAGGAGUGGAGGCAGCCCUCAGCAGUUACAGUGGCCUUCAGGCAACAACCCUCACCUUGUAACAACCAUAUUUUCAGGGCACCAUCUUUACUGUCUCCAGAAGCAUCCUGGCCUUGCCAGCACCCUGCUCUGAGUCUUCUGAGGCCCACACUAGGUAACCGUGACAAAAAGCUGAUACUGUUUCAAUGGCAGUGGAUCCCUUCCGUUUUCAGAACAUUCUGGUUCACAGAUGUCAUAGAGAAGGUUCUAGAAGAGUUGCUCAUGGAGCAGGAUCGAUGGUAUAGAAACUCUUGGGAGAAGACAAAUGAGUUACUAAGGAAUUGGCAUCUGCGAAAGCCCAGGGAACCCAGUGCAGGUGGAGCCCCUGGCCUGCAAGCAACGUGGAAGCUGCUGCGGAGCCCUUGGACACCCUGCUGGGCUGAGGCCCCGAAUCCAUCCUGCUUUCUCCAGUGCCUCUCUUUUCCCUGGGAAGUCCAGUGUGCCUGUGACCUUGGAAGGAGCUGCCCAAGACUGUCCUUGCAGCUGGCAUUCACAGCCCUGAGCCACCAGAGCGUGGAGAAGAUGCAGGUGUACCUGAUACUUCUGCUCAUCAGUUACUUGCUGACUCCCAUUGGUGCUUCCAUCUUGGGGCGCUGCGUAGUGGCUAAGAGGCUCCGUGACGGAGGCUUGGAUUAUUUUGAGGGCUACAGCCUUGAAAACUGGGUGUGCCUGGCUUAUUUUGAGAGCAAGUUCAACCCCUCGGCUGUCUAUGAGAACACAAAAGGUGGCUACACUGGCUUUGGCCUCUUUCAGAUCCGAAACAGUGACUGGUGUGACCAUGGCAAGAACCUCUGCAGUGUGUCCUGCACAGCGUUACUGAAUCCAAACUUGAAGGAUACGAUCGAAUGUGCCAAGAAAAUCGUGAAAGGAAAAGAAGGGAUGGGCGCAUGGCCCAUCUGGUCCAGGAACUGCCAGUUGUCUGACACCCUGGAGAGGUGGCUGGACGGCUGUGAUCUGUAGCCACCUGGGUGGACUUGCCCCACUUGCCGGCCAUGUCUCGUGACCACGGAUGUUUUCCUGUUUGCUGCUUCGAUCCAUCCAGUUAUCUCACCGCUCGACAGCUCCGGAUGGAAAAGGACAAACGUCCACUUCAUCCAGGGGGGCGAGGUGCAGAAUAAACCAGCUCAACCUGGCCUGAGGUCUCUG